AUGAGAUCCUUCGCUGCCCUGACAACCUUAUCCUGGGUCCUGCCCGCGGUGGCAGUGACGAUCAGCGAGAUCAAUGGGAAUACUUACACCUCCCCAUUUAAAGGAGAAAGUGUUUCUGGUGUGGAGGGUCUCGUAACAGCAAUAGGAGAGGAGGGGUUCUUUCUCCGGUCGUCCACCCCGGACUCUGACGAUGCGACAUCUGAGUCGAUCUACGUCUACGGAAGCAGUGCGGUUUCUAAGGUCACCGUUGGAGACGUUAUUACGCUUAGUGGCAAGGUGUCUGAAUAUCGCUCCCAGGCCGCCUAUCUGUACUUGACGGAAAUCACCUCGCCGUCGAGCAUUGUCGUCAAGUCAAGCGGAAACGAGGUUGACCCUAUCGUGAUUGGCAAGGACCGCACUCCCCCGACAGAAGUAUACUCUGGUCUCGAUGGUGCUGAUGGCGAUGUCUAUGCUCUACCGAACAACGACAGCCAGAUUUCUGCGAAGAAUCCCGUUCUCGAGCCUGAGCUCUACGCGAUGGACUUUUGGGAGAGUCUCAGCGGCGAGCUUGUCUCCCUCACAGGAUUGACUAUCAUCACCAAGCCCAACCAGUACGGCGACGUCUUUGUGCGAGGAGACUGGACUGUCUCGGGCCUGAACGAGCACGGUGGAUUGACCAUGAGCGCAAACGAUUCCAACCCCGAGGCAAUCAAGAUUGGAACUCCUCUCGACGGAACCAACAACACCGACUCCUCCAAGGUCGGAGACACCGUCGAGGACGUCACCGGCGUCGUCCAGUGGAAGUUCGGCCAGUACAUGGUCCUCCCACUAACAGCCCUGACCGUCACGGGCUCAAACAACACAGUCGCGUCCCCCUCCACCCUCACCAGCGACGGCACCUGCAAGUCCCUAAGCAUCGGCGCCUACAACGUCGAAAACCUAACCCCAAGCUCUACCCACAUCUCCAAAAUCGCCAACCACAUAGCCAACUACCUCAACGGGCCAGCAAUCGUGUGCCUACAGGAAAUCCAAGACAACAGCGGCGCCACCGACGACGGCACCAUCACCGCAAACCUCACCUUAUCCAAACUCACAACCCUAAUCUCCGCCGCCGGCGGCCCACAUUACAAUUUCACCGAAAUAGCUCCAGUCAACAACGCCGACGGCGGCGAGCCAGGCGGUAACAUCCGCGUGGCGUACCUAUACAACCCGCGCACCGUCCGCCUGCAUAACGCGAACCCCGGCACAUCCGCCGACGCAAACGAGGUGCUAGUCUCGCAUGGACCAGAGCUGAAAUUCAACCCUGGUCUUAUUGACCCGGGUAACGAGGCUUGGGAUGCAUCGCGCAAGCCGCUGGCCGCUGCUUGGGAGACGGUUGAUGGGCAGAAUAAGCUCUUUACUGUUAAUGUGCACCUGUCAAGUAAGGGUGGUGGUUCGCCUAUACAGGGUGAUGCCAGACCACCCGUUAAUGGUGGUGUUGAGCAGCGCACCGCGCAGGCGGAAGUUGUCGCUUCUUUCGUAUCUGAUAUCCUGGCCGCCGACCCGAGCGCGAAAAUUCUAACAACAGGCGACUUCAACGAAUUCUCCUUCGUUUCGCCGCUGGAGACCUUCGUUCAGAAGUCUGGGCUUCGCGAGCUGGACGAUAUCGUUGGGAUCCCUGCGACAGAGCGCUACACGUACAUCUUUGACUCGAACCACCAGCAGCUGGACCACAUGUUUGUGUCAGAUGGGUUGGCAAAGAAUGCGCAGCUGGAGCAUGUCCAUGUGAACACUUGGUUGAAUUAUGACGAUGCGGCGUCGGACCAUGAUCCGUCUGUUGCGGUGUUUGAUGUUUGUGAGUGA
Aspergillus puulaauensis is the source of this 1821-nucleotide messenger RNA. RefSeq names its product endonuclease/exonuclease/phosphatase family protein. Bases 1 to 1821 code for a protein of 606 amino acids. The record is from RefSeq and is a predicted model, not a curated record. Gene Ontology annotation, molecular function: catalytic activity. Lineage: Eukaryota; Fungi; Ascomycota; Eurotiomycetes; Eurotiales; Aspergillaceae. The transcript is spliced from 3 exons.